Messenger RNA from Aspergillus pseudonomiae, 2259 nucleotides. RefSeq names its product AGC family serine/threonine-protein kinase. Gene Ontology annotation, biological process: protein phosphorylation. The record is from RefSeq and is a predicted model, not a curated record. NCBI's taxonomy places the organism in Eukaryota, Fungi, Ascomycota, Eurotiomycetes, Eurotiales, Aspergillaceae. The transcript has a single exon. Gene Ontology annotation, molecular function: protein serine/threonine kinase activity; ATP binding. Bases 197 to 1957 code for a protein of 586 amino acids.
UCUCACAAGUACAUACCGACUGAUCCAUGACUGAGUGGAUGUGAUAUCUCUUCUUUUACGCAUUGUGCUUAUCGGUGCCUCUACGCUUUUGGAUCUGUCGUCAUUUUUGAGUGUGACGUUCCCUUUUCGGACAAUCUUUGGAUAACGCAAGGAAAAGGGAGAUAUAUCAAGCUUUAGUGAAGAAAAGCAAAUAGAGAUGUCGAGCACAUUGCAGGAUGAUCUCUCGGUCGGUGACGUCUUCAGCCCUCAAGCUGACAUGUCGCAACCCCGCGAUGAGGUCAGCUUGAACAGCAACCAAACCGUCAGCUUCCGAAUGAGUGAUGCUAGCCCUGACCGCAAACAAGGGCUUUCCGAGAAGGGUGCCCGUGGAGGCAAUCCUUUCCCAGCGCCGAAACUGAAUGCAAAUCCGCUCCCCGGAAAGGUAGACCGACGAAAGAAAAAAAGGCAACAAGCCGCCCCAGCAAUCUCCACCGUUCGUGGUUUUACCCCCUUGGGUUCUGGCGAUGAGGAUUCGGACUUUUCGGCCUCUGGUUCUCGCGCACUGCGCUCUUCAGCGCGACCGGGUAAUAGCCCAAUGUCCCAGCCAGCUUCAGGCCAUGGUGUUAGCGCUCUAAAACUUCAGCUCGAUUCGCUGAACUUGUCGGGAGACCGCUCUCUCCAAGGCGUGCCAAGUGAUAUUGGCUCCGAGGCACAAAGCAACGCUAGUGUUUGCUCGGACAGUGACCAAACGGAGGUUCUGACCAGCUAUGAGGUGCCUCUGGAACACGACUAUGUCAGCGCUGAUGCAGUAGCAGAGGAAAAGUCUUACAAUACGUCAAGUGUUAAGGAUAUGCGCACCCAGCUUUGCCGGAAGAUGACCACAGAUGACUUUGAGCCCCUCCUCUGUCUGGGCAAAGGCUCUUUUGGGACCGUCCUGUUGGUGCGUCAUGCUCUCACAGGCAAGCUUUAUGCUCAGAAACAGUUCCAGAAGGCCUCAAUCACCGUUCAUAAAAAGCUAGUGGAGCAGACCAAGACAGAACGUAUGAUCUUGGAGAGCGUCAACCGCCAUCCGUUUGUUGUCAAGCUUUUCUACGCUUUUCAGGACCAUGAGAAGCUUUACCUCAUCCUGGAAUACGCCCAAGGUGGCGAGCUAUUCACGCAUUUAGCCAUGGAGCGUAUGUUCGAUGAAGAUGUGGCGGCCUUUUACAUGGCGGAAAUGGUCCUCGCGCUCGAGCAUCUGCAUCAGAACGUCGGUGUGAUUUACCGUGACUUGAAACCUGAAAAUUGCCUUUUGGACCACGAAGGCCACCUUUUGCUGACAGAUUUCGGUCUCAGCAAGAUAUCUGCCCAUGAUGAUGACCGCUGCAACUCUUCGCUGGGCACCAUUGAAUAUAUGGCCCCAGAGGUCAUUCAGGGCAAACCAUACGGCAAAGCUUGUGACUGGUGGUCCCUUGGGGCAUUGGCGUACGAUCUUCUUACAGGAUCACCCCCGUUCAAAGCCAAUAACAACGCCAAGCUGCAGGAGAAAAUCCUGAAGCAGAAGCUAACCCUGCCCUACUUCCUUGGCCCGGACGCCAAAGACCUGUUGACCCGUCUCCUUCGCAAGGAGCCAUCCAAGCGUCUUGGAUACCAUAUGCCCAAAGACCUCCAGACGAUCAAGAACCACCGGUUCUUCCGCAAGAUCGACUGGAAAGCUCUUGGGCGCCGUGCAGUUACUCCUCCGAUUGUCCCUGUUGUCACGGACCCUGCACUCGCUGAGAACUUCUCCGACGAUUUUACUCAUCUGCCGCUGAGCCCGCUCGUUGCUUCUGCCGGCUUCGAUGAUCACUAUGCCGCCCAUCAGCGCGGCAGCCAGCGUCCUAUGUCAUCUGGCUACGACGUCAUGGGAGAAGAGAGCAACCCCUUCGGAGGAUUCAGUUUCGUCGCUUCCAGCAGCUUGCUUGAUCACGGACUGGGCAUCGCGACUAAAGGGUUUUGACUCGCACUGCGCGUCCCUGGCCUGCGGGACGAAAACACAGACUAUGGCAACGGGUAUCUUUCGUUUGGCUGCCUAUUUCCACGUGACAGCACAGGUAAAUCUAGCUUCAAUGGCAUCCAUGUUGGCUUCCGUACACAUAUCCUUACGUCCCCUGCGUAGUUUUUCCAUCUAUAACGUAUGCGUGUCGGAUAGAAUUGCGCCAAAUUUUGCUACAGAUCAACAACCACCCAGAGCUACAACGAUGUAUUUUACUAACACCAGCCAACCAAAGCAGUGCCAACAGAAGUAGUCAGUAAUAUUGA